Molecule: messenger RNA, 3924 nt
Organism: Knipowitschia caucasica
Lineage: Eukaryota; Metazoa; Chordata; Actinopteri; Gobiiformes; Gobiidae
Source: the annotation of a GenBank genome assembly
AUGAACAGUGCAUUUUGUUGCUUUACUACACCUCGGAAUAUUUUGCAUUUCAAUCCUUUCCUUUUAUUGAGAAUGGCCUCAUCAUCUGUAGGAGAUAAUCAGCUGCAGAGGAUAAUCAGAGAUCUCCAAGAUGCUGUGACGGAGUUGAGUAAAGAGCACAAAGACUGUGGAGAGCCUAUAACGGAUGACAGCCCCAAUUUGCACAAGUUUUUUUAUAAAUUGGAAUAUUUACUGCAGUUUGACCAGAAAGAGAAGAGCACAUUUCUUGGUCAGAGGAAAGACUACUGGGAUUAUUUCUGUGAAUGCCUGAUCAAGAUUAAAGGAGCUAAUGAUGGCAUCCGUUUUGUUAAGUCCAUCCCAGAGCUGAAGACGUCGCUGGGUAAAGGAAGAGCCUUCAUUCGUUACUGUUUGGUUCAUCAACGACUCGCCGACACGUUACAACAGUGUCUCAUUAACCAGAGGGUCACCAGUGACUGGUAUUAUGCCCGGAGUCCCUUUUUGAAGUCCUUCCUCACAGCUGAUAUCAUCAAUCACCUUUAUGAGCUCAACCAAAUCCACUUUGACGUAGCAGCGAGAGGCUACGACCUCGAUGCAGACUGGCCAAGCUUUGCCAGGAGGACAUUAGGACCAGCUGGUGCUUAUUCCUGGAGACCUCCCAGUCGCUGCUCUAGUGUCAACAGCCUGGUCAGCAGCUUGUCUCAGGCACAGGAGUUUGGAGCCAUCCCAGACUUGGGCCACAGUCUUCUCGAAGACCUGGGUGAACUGGGGGAACCCUGUAGCUUAGCCGAGAACCUUCGCAUUGAGCUGGACCAGUCAGAAGCGAAACAACAAGAACUUUUAGUCCAAGUCCGAGAGCUGGAACAGGAGGCAGGCAAACUCAAAGUUGUCAUAAAUGACUUGAAAGGACAGUUGCAGCAGUCAUUGAAUCAGAAUACUGAGAACCAUUUGCAGAACGUGCAGGAAAAAUGCGAGCUUAGAGACCGGCUUUGCACUUCAGAGAAUAGGAAUAUGGAGCUACUCACAAAACUAGAUGAAGCUCUUAAGGAGAAGGGGCAGCAGACCGCCAGCUACUGCAAUUCAGCGUGGAAAAUGCAAGAGGUAUUGGACAAACUCAAGUUGUCCGAACAGGAGAAAGUAGAUGCAAAGAAAGAGGCAGAGGAGAAGCAACGGCACAUAGAGAGCUUGUCCAAGGAGCUAAAACACAAACAAGACGAACUUAGAAACUGCGAAGAGAAGUUAGCUCAAGUCAAAGCCAAAGCCGACGGUGAACGCGAACUAGCUUUGAAACGUUUGGAGGAGUUGCAAAGCGCCGUAGAGCAGCUGGCCAUGUUGAAAGCUUCCGAAAAGCAUCUAAAGGAGCGGCUGGAUACGGCCAAUAUUAGCGUGGAAGACAGAGAAAAGAAGUUACUAGAUGAGAAUUUAUACCUGGAAGAGAUUGUAGAAAAAGUGAUGAUGCAAAAAUACGAGUUGGAAGAACAGUUAAAGAUAGUAGAGCGUGAAAACGGCGAGGUUCUGGAGGCGAGGUCCUUGUUGGCAAAGGAGUUAGCCGUGAUUCGAGAGGAGCGCGACUUGCUCGUUGCCAGAGAGACGAUGCUCUCAAGAAAUGUCAACGUGUCUCAAAGGGGUAACGAAGAUUUGCUGGGAAAACUACAAGUGACAGAGGAUAAGCUGAAAGAGCAAACGGUGCAAUGUGCGAUACUUCAAGCCAGAGUGACGGAGUUGGAAGGGAGAGUGGCCGAGCUCCAUUGUGAAAAGGGCGCAGCAGAAAGCAACGAAAAAAUGCAAAAGUCUCUAAUAGAAAGUAAGGACGCACCGUUUAGGUUAGUGAUCGCCGAAGCACAACUGGAAAUGAAUUUGAAGGAACUGCACAGGCUGCAAGAGGAGGUGGUGAUACUCCGGAGCCAGCUUCAAACGGGAACGGAGGAGAAAAUCAAAGCCCAGGCCUUACAGGAGGUCAGCGAGUCGUCCCGGGAGGAUCUGAGGUCUUUGGCCGAACAGCUGAAGGGGCAAGUGGAAGCGCUGAACCGAAGGCACGUGGAUGAGAUCCUGAGGUCGCGGGAGAGGGAAGAGGCCCUGGCGAGGGAGCGAGACGGGGAGGCGCAGGCACGUAUAGGUCUGGCAACGGAGGUGACCUCCUCCAGAGACGAGAUGGACCGACUGAAGCGCAGAUACGACACGCUGUGUUUGGAGAACGCAGACGCGAGAGAGGCGCUGCACCGAGCCAACACGGAGACGGCGGAGCUGGGGGUCCACGUGUGCAUGCUCACGGCCGAGAACGAAGAGGCGCGCCUCAAGCUGGACGGACUGUGCUCGAGGCUCGAGGAGAUGGAGGACGAGGCCGACGCCCUCAACGCGACGAUAGAACAACUUCAGCAGGAGAACCGCGAUCUGCUAAGGAAGUCCAGGGCCGACGGAGCAGUGCCCGGGAGCGCGCUGCACCAGGCGCGGAGAGAGACGGAGGCGCUGCAGGCCGCCAGCGAAGGAGAGAUCAGGGCGCUGAGGUUUCAGAUCAGCAGCCACGAAAUCAACCACUCCAACCAAAUACAGGUCGUCAAUCAAGAUUUACAGGAAGUGAGACUGCAGCUAGACUCCGAGCAGAGGAGAGUAGCCGACCUGGAGAGCAGACUCACAAAGGCAGAGGCCCAGAAUCACAGACACUGCCAACAGAUUGAGGAGAAAAACAUCCAGAUGGCCCAGUCUGAAAAUCUCAUCCAGCAGAAAGAAAAUGAGUUAAUCUAUCUGAAAGGGAAUUUAUCAAGAUCGGAGGAGGCGCGAGCAGCCGCAGAGAACGCCUGCAAAGAGCUGAGCGAGAAUCUACGGCGAGUCACGCAGGACAGGAAGAGCGUGGAUCAGAAGACGACGGCGGAACUGGACGACCUCUACCGAACCAAAAUCAAUUUGGAAGAACGGCUGAUAGAGCUCAUUAGGGAGAAGGACACGCUGUGGCAGAGGACAGACGCCCUGGAGUUUGAGCAGAAACUCCGGGACGAGGAGAUGGAGCGGGACGUGAACCACUGCGUCUCCUGCCUCAGCCCCUUCAGCUUCUGGCUCCGAAAAUACACCUGCAGAUUGUGUGGGCGUCCCUUCUGCUACUACUGCUGCAGUAACUCUGUGAGCACACAGCAGGGCCCCACAGAGCGCUGCUGCCAGGACUGUUACAACCAGCACAGCGCAGUGAUAGAGCGCCACCCGCAGGAGGAGCCCGUGAACUACAGCAGCAGCUCCCCAGCGACUCCUCUCAGCCGACUGCUGCAGGCGGGAAGAGCUGCUACUAGUCUGGUGACAGGAGCCGACGCUGCAGCGAAACAGGACGAUGGUGUGUUUGACAUCAUCACAGAGGAGGAAGUGAGCUGCGUCUACGACAGUGACUCAUUCUUGACAGCCUGCACCUCCACACACGGCCAGCAGGGAGCGGCACAACUGAACAGCAGCGUGAGUGCUGGGGACCUGGCCUCUGAAGACCCAGAGGACUCGGGUGCGAUGGUGCAGGACGCAGAGAUCGGCCUGCUCAAGUCCGGAGAGCUCACAGUACGUAUCCCGUUCUCUCUGGACGACAUCUCUUCGUUCGGGGACAGUUACCGUGAGCUGUUCAUCAAAUCCAGUUGUUACAGCGUCCUCCCCCUCAGUGUGAGCAGUGCGGGGCCCACGGUCUCUUGGACCUUCACCUCGGAGCCCAAGAGCAUCUCUUUCAGUGUGGUCUUCAGAGAGAGUGCGGAGCUGCCGCUGGAACAAGCCAAGGUCCUGAUCCCGUUGACCCGCUGCGAUUCACACAAAGAGACGAUUCAAGGAGAGCUGAAAGUGCGCCACCCAGGAGAAUACACGCUCAUCUUUGACAACUCCUUCUCCAGGUUCAUCUCAAAGAAAGUGCAGUAUCACCUGAGCGUGGACAAACCCGUGGUCUACGAUGGAAGCGAUCUGCUGUAA